This is a messenger RNA of Protopterus annectens (West African lungfish), 3111 nucleotides long. It is a transcript of the gene ASB14, whose product is annotated as ankyrin repeat and SOCS box containing 14. The record is from RefSeq and is a predicted model, not a curated record. Bases 177 to 1940 code for a protein of 587 amino acids. Gene Ontology annotation, cellular component: cytoplasm. Lineage: Eukaryota; Metazoa; Chordata; Ceratodontiformes; Protopteridae. Gene Ontology annotation, biological process: intracellular signal transduction. The transcript is spliced from 10 exons. Gene Ontology annotation, molecular function: protein binding.
ACAAAAUAUUGACUGGAUUUAGCAGGGGUACAGCAACAACAAAAACAAAGCUGCCCAACAUUUUGAGAGUCUUAAGCGGAAACGUCGGUCAGGAGUGCCAGUACUUUCCUUUGGUGUGAUUGUAGCAGCUUAACAUAAACAGAACCAUUCUGUGCCUGAAUGAUGAACAGUGCAACAUGGAUAACUUUUUAGCUGUUGUUGACGAUGAUGAUGAUGUCACUACCCAGUAUGCUGCUGAGCAAAGUAUGCGAGAUUAUUACAGGCAAAGAAACACCGUAACGGAAGUUCAUCAGAAGUCUGUCAGGAGAAUCCUGUCCCCAGAACAUGAUGACAUUGUGACAGCAAUACGAUCAGGUCAAGAGGAAAGUCUGCAGAAGCUCACUGACAAAACGUUUGCCUUUAAUGAAGCAGAUCAAAGAGGCUGGCUACCCCUGCACGAAGCUGCAGUUCAGCUGAACAAGAAUAUUCUAGAACUAACUUUUGAAGCUUCUAACCCCACUGUACGGGAGCAGACCACGCUAAAAGGUGAAACCCCACUCUUUUUAGCUAUAAGUCAUGGUUUGGUUGAAAACUCCAACUUUCUGCUUCUCAAUGGCUGUAACGCUAAUGCCGCAGACUGGGAAGGAGAUUCUCCUUUAGUUAUAGCUGUCAGAAACAACUUUCCUGACGUUGCCACACUUCUUCUUCGGUAUGGUGCACAUGUGAAUAUGCCAUGUGUCAACAAGAGAACAGCACUGCAUGAAGCAGCUAAGGUUGGACGGAAACAUAUGGUGACUCUUUUGUUACAUUAUGGAGCAGAGAUUGAUGCCAGAAGUUCAUACCGGAUCACGCCCUUGGCUCUGGCAGCACAGUCUGGCCAUGCAGAUAUCAUGGAACUCCUUCUUCAGAAAGGAGCUGAUGCAAAAUCCCAGGCUGCAGAUGGUGCUUCUGUGAUGUUUGAAGCAGCAGCUGGAGGAAACCCAGACGCCUUAACACUUUUAUUGGACUAUGGAGCCGAUGCUAAUGUGUCAAAUCAUUCAGGACACCUACCGAUUCACAGAGCUGCUUACCGAGGACAUUAUCAGGCUCUAGCACAGCUAAUCUCUGUUACUGACCAAGACACGAUUGAGGAAAGUGGGAUGAGUCCUCUUCAUUCAGCUGCAGCAGGGGGCCACCCUGACUGUCUCCAGUUGUUAAUCAAAGAGGGAUUUGAUGUCAAUUUCAUGCUGCAUCACAGAGUUCGAAAGGGCUAUGAUGAUGAAAGGAAAUCUGCCUUGUACUUUGCUGUAUCUAAUGGUGACACUCAGUCUGCACGUCUCCUUCUGGAGGCGAGAGCCCUACCAAAUCAAGACCCAGUCAAGUGUCUCCAAGUUGCACUAAGGAUGGGAAACUAUGAUUUGAUAAAUCUUCUUCUUCUUCAUGGAGCCAAUGUAAACUACUUCUGCCGUGUGAACACCACUCACUUUCCAUCGGCACUGCAGUAUGCACUGAAAGAUGAAGUAACAUUACGUAUGUUACUGAACUAUGGCUAUGAUGUUCACAAGUGUUUUGACUGUUGUUAUGGUGAUUUGCCUCAUUUUCCAGAUGGCUAUGAAGGCUGGACCCCUGCAGUUAUUAAAGAUACAAUGUUUUGUGAAGUAAUAUCUCUCAUCUGGUUGAAGCACCUCUCUGGGAAACUUGUGCGGAUUAUGUUGGACUAUACAGAUUAUGUGAAGCUCUGCUCUAAAUUGAAAGCUACCAUCACUGAGCAAAAGGAAUGGCCAGACAUACAGCACUUACUGUCAAAUACACGCUCACUGAAGCACCUUUGCAGGCUGAAGAUUCGAAAGUGCAUGGGACGGUUGCACCUGCGCUGUCCUGUCUUCAUGACAUUCCUUCAUCUGCCCAAGCGCCUGAAAGACUACAUAUUGUACAAGGAGUAUGACCUUUACGGCCAAGGAAGGCUGACCGCCUUGCACUAGUUGUUGCAGUUUUCUAUUCUAUAUAACAUGGUUUUGCUGAGAUAUCAUCAGCUGCAGUACUGAUUGCUAAUUUAUCACAAUGCCAGCACCAUUUAGGAUUUAAAGGGAGCCCUGUCUUUGGGCUACACAGAAUUAAUUGAAACUGUUUUAACAGAAUACAUUGAGCCUUUUCUCCAAUGGAAUAUGUGAUUUGACAAAUUAUUAAGAUAGGACAGUCCAUGUUUUACCCAACAAUGUUUUUAUUCAAAUAUGGAAAUAUAAUAUAUUAAUGAAGAAUAUUCCUGACUGAUGUACAGUAAAUGAGAUUUAUGAAGAGCUGCUAAUAUGUAAAUGGCAUGUAGACUGUUGCAAUAUUUAGGAAAAGAAUUCACAUUUUAUAUGUGCUGUUUAUUUCCUCCUUGAAAGCAAACAGAACCUGCUUGAAAUAAGAUUUUUAAUGUAAAAACCAUAAUGCUAAACCACUGUCUGAAUAUAUUGGUCCUUAUGACAGAAAGAUAAAAACCUAAGUGGGGGAUGUUAUCAUUGAUUUAUAUUUUGUAUGGUGGAAGAGGUGGAUAAAAUUGAUUGGUAAGAUGGUUUUAUAUUGAGGAUGAUAUAAAUAUAGUGAUUUGGGGGUAAAGUGUUGUGUACAGUCGAUGGGUGGGUAUUGGCGACUAAAUGUGAUACACACACACACACACACACACACACACACACACACACACACACACACACACACACACACACACACACACACAAACAGUGCCAGAAAAGGGAUGCAUGAUGAGGGGGUAUUACAUAAAAUCCUGCAAACUGGAAGACAGUUGGAUUCAAUGGUGUGAGGUUUCAGUCAACACGCUACAAAUUAAAGUAUAACAUCUGACAGAGAGAACUCCUGGCAAGAGAUGUAUUUGGUGCAAUUUAUUAAGUGACUUGUAUUGUGUAAAAUGGGGGACAGUAUUCAUUAAAAGAGGAAGUUUUGAAGGCAGCCUAGCAGGUGUGAGAUGGCUAAGUGCUAAGAGAAUAAAAUUUGACCAAUACACACAUUAAUAGGAGAAGUUUGCAACACUCAAGGUUUGCCUAUUUCCACUAAGGACAAUAACCUCAGAGUUGAAUAUAUGAUGUCAGGUGUGCAAGCACCUGACACAUGGGGGAGUGGGGGGACAGGCUGUACAUAAGAAAGCACAUGGCA